AUGACCAUGCCGCCUCACAUCCACCUCAGCUCCUUCAUAUCAGUAUCGUGCGACGAAGACAUGUUCACCCUGCCGCCGCGACUCAACAUCAUCCCAGCUGUCUCCCGGAACCCCUUCAGCACAGCUUAUUAUCGUGCCCAGGAGCUCGCUCUCGAGCAGGAGGAUGCUCCCUACCGCACCUAUCAGCUCGCGUGCUACGCGGCGCGACCGCCUCGGCCGCCGACCACCCGGCAUGCUGUCGCCGCCACCACGAGGCAACGACCCGCGCCAAAGAGAGGGAACGGAAAAUCGCCCUGGCGCGCCAUGACUCUGGUUCUGCGGCUUUUGCUGGGCUUGCCCUUUGCAUGCUGGAUAAUGGUCUCGAGAGCCGGAGCUGAACUCGGCUGCAAUGUCAACCGCGCGGCCGAUAAUUUGCGCUUCUGUUGGCCGACACAGAUGAUGGGCCGCGAUACGUGCUAG
Molecule: messenger RNA, 459 nt
Organism: Verticillium alfalfae VaMs.102
Lineage: Eukaryota; Fungi; Ascomycota; Sordariomycetes; Glomerellales; Plectosphaerellaceae
Exons: 2
Coding region: 1-459 (152 amino acids)
Source: RefSeq, a predicted model, not a curated record